Molecule: messenger RNA, 1486 nt
Organism: Prosopis cineraria
Lineage: Eukaryota; Viridiplantae; Streptophyta; Magnoliopsida; Fabales; Fabaceae
Product: probable WRKY transcription factor 7
Exons: 3
Coding region: 223-1266 (347 amino acids)
Biological process (GO): regulation of DNA-templated transcription
Molecular function (GO): DNA-binding transcription factor activity; sequence-specific DNA binding
Source: RefSeq, a predicted model, not a curated record
CCUCUCCCUCCCUUUCCUCUUUUUUCUUUCCUCCUCAAUCAUUUCUCUUGCUUCGUAAGUAAUAAAAGAUUCAACCCAUGAUUAUUCCCCGACGACUUUCUCCUCCUCUACAACCAUCUAGCCAUUGAAAGAAGUAAAAGGGUCAGUUCGAGUGAAAAGAAAAGGAAAAAAAAAAAAGCUUGCGAGUUUGGUUUUGCUUCUGCCCUUCAUGCUCUUGGAUUAAUGGCUGUGGAGCUUAUAUCGGGUUGCGGGGAUGUUAGUUUUGCAGGCAGGACGGAACUAGACGACACAAUCGCGGUGCAGGAAGCUACGGCCGCGGGCAUUCACAGCGUCAAGAAGCUCAUGACAAUAAUUUCUCAGCAACGACAGAGCCGGGACGAGGAGGCUUCUAGCUCCCGAGGGCCUUCGGAAUUGGAAGCUCUGGCAGAUACGGCAAUGAACAAGUUCAAAAGGGUCAUCUCUCUGUUGGACAGGCCGAGAAUUGGCCACGCUCGUUUCAGAAAAGCUCCUGCAACACAGGCUUCGAUCCCUCUUCUCCCGCUGCGGCAGACGCCGGAUUCCGAAACCGGACUGCCUCCUGUUACAGAACGCCAGCAGAACAGAACAGAACAACCCUCUGCUUUCAAGGUCUAUUGCCCUACACCGGUUUUACGUCUCCCGCCUCUGCCUCACCAGGCGCACCAGCCUCCCCCCUUCCAUCGGCCAGAGAAGAAGGAGGCGAACGGCAGUGUUCAAUUUUCGGUGUCGCCGCCUGUUUCCGCCGCCAAUUCGUAUAUGUCUGCGUUAACAGGGGAUACUGAUAGUGUGCAACGCUCUUGUCAUUCUUCGGGGUUCCAAAUCAUUCACAGUCAGAGAUCGCAGCAGGGAUCCUACCUGGGCAAACCACCUUUGUGUUCGAGUUCUUUAAAGAGGAAAUGCAAUUCAAUGGACGAUGCCGGUCUCAAGUGUGGAUCAUCCUCUGGUCGCUGCCAUUGCUCUAAGAAAAGGAAAUCAAAGAUAAGAAGAGUAAUAAGAGUACCAGCAAUCAGCUCGAAGUUGGCUGACAUUCCGGCUGAUGAAUAUUCGUGGAGAAAAUAUGGACAGAAGCCUAUCAAGGGUUCUCCUCACCCCAGGGGUUAUUACAAGUGUAGCAGCGUGAGAGGCUGCCCGGCACGCAAACACGUGGAGCGUGCUAUGGACGAUCCUACCAUGCUCAUUGUCACCUACGAAGCUGAUCAUAAUCACUCGAUUGAGGUUGCAGCCGCCGCCGUCCUCGAGUCAUCCUAGCUCUCUUAUCUGAUCCAUCAACUUUCAUGAGUUUUGCACUACCUGUACUUAGUACCUUUAUGUAAUAUUCGUCCUUUUCUUUUCUUUGGGUUAAUCAGUGGCCUGUAUAUCUUCUUUUUCCUUUUGCAUUAGUUUCUCCAGAAUUGCAUUCUUUUGGACUGGAUUUCCAGAAUUGCAUUACUAUAAGGUAUAAACAGUACAGGUGGGUUUAACUUUAAUA